AUAGAAAAACUUGUGUUAGUGGGAUGACGUUCUUUUGCAUUUGGUUGGAUAGUCCUAAAUGCCAACAGUCAACAUGUCCGUUUAGAAAUCAAACUGACCGAAUUCUAAACAUUGAUUUCAUGAUAGAGUAGGCUUAAUAAAAUUUCCUCGUUAAUAAAUUCAUUCUCCAUUUUGUACUGUUGCAGGGAUGCCGGGUGUAGGGCGCCGCCCAGCGCCCAAACCUUGCGGAGGCGGGCGGCCGCGGGUGCGUAUAAAAGCGGGCUCUCGCGGGCGGCACGGCACAACGCGCUUCGACCACCGCCAACCGACAACCCCCGCAUCCGCCUACACUCCACAUAAGGUACUAACACCAAGAUGCGUGGAGCCGGCGGAGUGCUUGUCAUAGCCGUGGCUGCUAUUAUUGCGUGCUGUGGCGCCGAUUCUCACCAGGAAUCUGACAUGAGCGCCGGGGAGAGCCCCGGGGAACAUUACGACGCCGGACCGUUAAAAGAGGAAUAUGAUCUCUUACGUCUUCUACAAAACUAUCAAAACACCCUGGGAGAAUCGGGGUUUGUUGAUAAUAUUGAGAAACCUAUGAAAAGGAGAGGAAUCGGUAUUGCAUUGAGUAGGCCUGGCGCUUGGGGAUGGGGGUCAAGGUAUCCGAGGUACGGUGAGAGUACAUUCCAGCGUAGAAAUGUCCAUGGAACUGGCGCUAUCAAUAGUAUUGGAGGAUCAUCUCUGAUAGGCAGGCUGGCAGGUGAUCGACUUGGGCCAAUGGGCGGUAAUUCUGAAGAUAACGAUGCUAUGUCUAGCUCGGUGAGAGGAGAGUUUGUGCCUAACAGGGAUUUAGCGGGAGCGACACAGUUUCUCAGGAAUCUUGAUCCGAUUGGUGGUGGGAAUUUUGUGAAGAAGAAUCUGGAUCAUAUUGGAGGACCUAACCUGGUCAAGAAGACUUUGGAUUCUUUAGGAGGCGGCAAUCUUGUAAGGAGUUUCGACCCCGUGUUCAGUCGCUACAUACGACAGCUAGAUUCCAUCGGAGGUGGAAACCUUGUUUAAUCAUUACAGUUUGAUGUUGUUGUUUGCGAUAACUUACAAUUAACAUUACCUUCUCUCUUAAUACAACAGAAUUAAAUGUGAUAAUCUACGGUCUUAUUUAAAUUUAUCGUGGUUUACCUCCUAUUGGUGUUGUGAGUUUAAAAUAAAUUAGUAGCUGUGUUGACUCCUA
This is a messenger RNA of Ostrinia nubilalis (European corn borer), 1204 nucleotides long. RefSeq names its product orcokinin peptides-like. The transcript has 5 exons. The coding region runs from base 355 to 1035 and encodes 226 amino acids. The record is from RefSeq and is a predicted model, not a curated record. NCBI's taxonomy places the organism in Eukaryota, Metazoa, Arthropoda, Insecta, Lepidoptera, Crambidae.